This is a messenger RNA of Microdochium trichocladiopsis, 1842 nucleotides long. RefSeq lists its product as uncharacterized. Lineage: Eukaryota; Fungi; Ascomycota; Sordariomycetes; Xylariales; Microdochiaceae. The coding region runs from base 438 to 1664 and encodes 408 amino acids. The record is from RefSeq and is a predicted model, not a curated record. Gene Ontology annotation, molecular function: protein binding. The transcript has a single exon.
CCAACCUGUAGUGGCAGCUGAAGAGUGCGGAAAUGACGGGUCCAACCAGACUUACACCUUUAAGCCUGCUGACGUUGAGCGGGAAGUAUCGUGUCUUGUUGGGCCUGUGUUAUGCGACUACGGUACUGUCAACGUACCUAGGUACUUCCAUUGAGCUGGACGCCGCGCCCUUGCGAUCCCACCGCGGAAGCUGGAGUGGGCCAACUCCAUCGCCGCCGGCCUGUUGUGGAAGCAGCCUCCGAGGCAUCAUCUCGUCCCCCCACCUGCUGCGUCCACAACUAACUUGCUUGCGCCGUCAGCUCCGCUGACACAACGAUACCUCCGGCUGUGCCGGCCCCUCGAGCACGCCAUCUCCAGAACACCACCUCCCUUGCGCCGACGAGACAACUCCAGGCCGUCGCCACGGGGGCGUCCAGUUGCACUCUCCGUCCGACAACAUGGCUGCGGGGCACAGGCCAACACUGCUCUCGCUCCCGCCCGAGAUCCGGGAGCAGGUCUACCGCCUCCUGCUCAACCCGGACGCCAAUCGCGUCUACGAUCCAAACGACUACAACGACUACAACUACAGCGACUCGCUCGUCCUCUAUCGCCUCAACCAGCAGAUCUACUAUGAGGCCCGGCGCAUCUUCCGCGACCUCAACAUCUUCGUCCGCAUAGAGACUCCCUGGCCCGAGGCGCAGGAGCACGUCGCCAUCGAGGGCCAUGUUCCCAUUCUCAUAAAGGGCCAGCAGGCCAAGCGCUUCACCGGCCACAGCCUCAGCGUCCGCAUCGAGGCCCCGCCUCAGAUGUCCCUCGACGAGACCGAGACCGCGCAUUUCGUCAUCCUCCUCGACGACCUCGACAAGUUCACUCGCACCUGGUUCUACUCGAACCUCUCAAAUCCAGGGCUGAAUCAUUUCCUCAGCCUCAAGCUGCACCUGCGCGACCCCUAUGCGCUUGACUACGAGGAGAAGCUCAUGCCCAAGUGGCUGCAGCGGAAGCUCCUCAUGCCAUUCGCCAUGGUCAAGGGAUUGAGGCAGCUCACGCUGACGGGUGAGCCGACGCCUUUGGCGUCAAUCGACAGCGAGCUGCGUGCGGCGCAAGCUGUGCCUACGCCGCCUCCAGAGCACUGCCUGAGCGAGGCCACGAGGCUCAAGGCGGAGGGCAACGAGGCCCUCAAGCAGGGCAAAUACCACGAGGCCCUAAGGAUAUACAACGAGGCCUGGGAGGCGAUACACAUAGUCAUCAGGGGUCGCCAGCGGCACGUGCACGCCGAGGCGUUCUUUGCACAGCGCAUGACGCAGGAGCCCUGGCGUGACAAGGACGGGCGGCUGGAGAGGUUGAACCUGCGGGUGCAGCUCGUGGCGAACACGUGCCUGGUCUUCCUCAAGCUGGAGGACUGGGAGGAGCUUAUCUUCUGGGGGAUGCGGACCAUCAUCGCCAUUAGGCAGGGCGUGCUGGGACCCCUGGAGGAUCAAUGGGAUGUCCCGCCGCAGGAUGAGGCCAUGCUUACCUUUCCCGCGGCGGUGCAGAUGGGCAAAGUGUACUACCGGACGGCACUCGGGUACAAGGCAUUGCAGGAUAAGGCGCAAGCGAGGAAGUUGCUGAGGGUCGCGGAGGUAUAUUUACCUCACGAUGAGUCGGUUAAGAAGGAAUUAGUAGCAUGUGCACUACGGCUAGGGUGAGUGAUGUUGGCAGAUAUAGUCUGAGCAUAUAAUUAUAUAGCAAGCGAUCUUUUGCAUUGGGUUCCCAGGUAUAUAGAGGGUUUUCAUGAUACCAUCACACGACUUCGUCAAACGUCACUCAGGCAGUCACCCAUCUUGAAUUAUUGACAACGGAUCAUUUAACCGUGGCCGUCUUGGG